AUGUUAUCUAAAGAAGCGUUAAUAAAAAUCCUCAGCCAAAAUGAAGGUGGUAAUGAUAUGAAAAUUGCCGAUGAAGUAGUACCAAUGAUACAGAAAUAUUUGGAUAUAUUCAUUGAUGAGGCGGUGCUGCGGUCCUUGCAAUCUCACAAGGACAUUAACGGAGAACGUGGCGAUAAAAGUCCCUUAGAGUUAUCGCAUCAAGAUUUAGAGCGUAUCGUAGGGCUUCUUCUGAUGGAUAUGUAA
Saccharomyces cerevisiae S288C is the source of this 243-nucleotide messenger RNA. RefSeq names its product Mhf2p (gene MHF2). Gene Ontology annotation, molecular function: protein heterodimerization activity. The record is from RefSeq and is marked reviewed. NCBI's taxonomy places the organism in Eukaryota, Fungi, Ascomycota, Saccharomycetes, Saccharomycetales, Saccharomycetaceae. The coding region runs from base 1 to 243 and encodes 80 amino acids. The transcript has a single exon. Gene Ontology annotation, biological process: kinetochore assembly; DNA repair.